UGUGCCUGUCCUCACCUAGGGAGACAGUUCUUCCUGCGUUGGGGCGGAGCUCUCACCCUCGAGUGUUGGGCAGACACCGGGGUGUGGGUGAUGACUCCUUGCUGUCCGAUCCCUGGAGUGGCUCCCCUGCCCACCCAGCGUCCAGGGACCUCAGGCCUGCCCUUCCCCAGGACAGUGGGUCUGGGGGGACACCCUCACCUCUCACAGGCAGGCGCCGCUUUUGCUUUUCUUCAGUCAUGCCCCCAUAACCUCUGGCCAGGGAGGACUCGCCCAGGGCACCUGCCCUCCUCAGGAUGGGUGGUGGUGCCAGGCCCCGGGGAGGCCCCGGGCUCUGGACUCUGCCCUGUGUGCUGGGGGCAGACGUGGUGGCACCUGGAGGGAGGCCUGAGGUUCCAAGUGCAGACCUCUGCCCCCCCAGGUGGGUAGGGCUGUACCCUCCACCCCAAACCGCAAAGCUGACUGCGGUAUGUGGGGGCGGGAGGGGGUGUAGGAGGAGACCUCGUGGGACACAGCAGAGAUGGGGAAGGCGGCUAGGGAGCCGCAGACCGGGAGGGGUCCGAUGCCCCAGCGCCUUCUCCUCUCCCCCCCCAGAGGAGCCCAUUUACUGCUAUACGCCGCACAACUUCACCCGCGACCAGGCGCUAUACGCCCGUGGCUACUGCUGGACGGAGCUGCGGGACGCGCUGCCCGGCGUGGACGCCAGCCUGUGGCCAUCGCUGUUCGAACAUAAGCUGCUGCCCUACUCGCUGCUGGCCUUCGCGGCGAUCAUGUACGUGCCCGCGCUGGGCUGGGAGUUCCUGGCGUCCACGCGCCUCACCUCCGAGCUCAACUUCCUGCUGCAGGAAAUCGACAACUGCUACCACCGGGCGGCCGAGGGCCGAGCGCCCAAGAUCGAGAAGCAGAUCCAGUCCAAGGGCCCGGGCAUCACGGAGCGCGAGCGGCGCGAGAUCAUCGAGAACGCCGAGAAGGAGAAGAGCCCCGAGCAGAACCUGUUCGAGAAGUACCUGGAGCGCCGCGGCCGCAGCAACUUCCUGGCCAAGCUCUACCUGGCGCGGCAUCUGCUCAUCCUGCUGCUCAGCGUGGCGCCCAUCUCCUACCUGUGCACCUACUACGCCACCCAGAAGCAGAACGAGUUCACCUGCGCGCUGGGCGCGGCCCCGGGGGGCGGCCCGUCCGUGCGCGUCACCUGCAAGCUGCCGGCGGUGCAGCUGCAGCGCAUCGUGGCGGGCGUGGACGUCGUGCUCCUCUGCGCCAUGAACCUCGUCAUCCUGGUCAACCUCACGCACCUCUUCAUCUUCCGCAAGAGCAACUUCGUCUUCGACAAGCUGCACAAGGUGGGCAUCAAAACGCGCCGGCAGUGGCGCCGCUCCCAGUUCUGCGACAUCAACAUCCUGGCCAUGUUCUGCAACGAGAACCGGGACCACAUCAAGUCGCUCAACCGGCUGGACUUCAUCACCAACGAGAGCGACCUCAUGUACGACAACGUGGUGAGGCAGCUGCUGGCGGCGCUGGCGCAGUCCAACCACGACGCCACGCCCACCGUGCGCGACGCGGGCGUGCAGACCGUGGACCCCAGCGCCAACCCCGCCGAACCCGACGGCGCGGCCGAGCCGCCCGUGGUCAAGCGGCCCCGCAAGAAGAUGAAGUGGAUUCCCAGCAGCAACCCGCUGCCCCAGCCCUUCAAGGAGCCGCUGGCCAUCAUGCGCGUGGAGAACAGCAAGGCUGAGAAACCCAAGCCCGUGCGCCGCAAGACGGCCACGGACACUCUGAUCGCGCCGCUGCUGGACGCGGGCGCGCGCGCCGCGCACCACUACAAGGGCGGCGGGGGCGACGCGGGGCCCGCGACCGACAAGAAGCACGCCCGCCACUUCUCCCUGGACGUGCACCCCUACAUCCUGGGCACCAAGAAGGCCAAGGCCGAGGCCGUGCCCGCCGCGCUGCCGGCCUCCCGGAGUCAGGAGGGCGGCUUCCUGUCCCAGGAGGACGAGUGCGGGCUGGGCCUGACAGCGGCGCCCGCGGCAGACGCGCCGCUCCCGGAGGAGGAGGUCCUGUACUCAGCAGAGCCAGCCCGGGGCGUGCUGUCCCCCGGGGGCCCGUUUCACGUCUGCUCGCCCCCUGCCGCCCCUGCCACCGCCCCUCUGUCGCCAGCCAGCCUGGGCAAGCCUGACCCCCUUGCCAUCCUGAGCCGCAACGCCACCCACCCGCUGCUGCACAUCAGCACCCUCUACGAGGCCCGGGAGGAGGAGGACGGGGCCCCCCGCGCCCCCCAGGACGUGGGCAGCCUCAUCACCAUCCCUCCCCCGCAGCAGAUCCUCAUCGCCACCUUCGACGAGCCGAGGACAGUAGUGAGUACCGUGGAGUUCUGAGGGCCGGGGUUGCAUGACAGCGAGGCCCUGCUCCCAGCCGCGUGCGGAGGCGGCCUUCGCUUCUCCCGGCACUGCCCACGCGCCCCGGCCUCCCGCCCGCAUGCCACGGGUCUCAGCACCUCUGCCCCCCGGUCCCCCGAAUGGCAUCGUCGGGGCGCUGGCUGGGUCCGGGGCUGGCCGGGACCCCGUAGGAGCCCAGAGCCGCCCCCUCCCCCCAGCAUCAGGCGCUCGGCUGUGAGAUGAAGAAUUUAUUUUUUUAGUUGAUUCUGUUUGGGGCCUGGGAUGCUGGCCUGUGAGGGGCCGGGAGGUGGCAGGACGACUCAGGGGGGCGCGGGGGGGUGGGGUGGCACCUCAGCCUUAGCCCGCCCCUGCAGGGAUGUGCGCCCUGGUGGGAGGGGCCGGGCCCCCUCCGGUCAAAGGUCAACAUGCACUUUCUCCUCAUACCCCGACCACCUGUCCUUUAUUACUGUAUUAUGAUUACUGUAACUAGCCAGUACAUUUAUUAUCCGGCGGCUUCGGAUGCCUUUAAAUCAAAGGAUGUCGUGCGUGUGACUGUGCGAGCGUGCCCGCGGGUGUGUGUGAGAGCCGGCGAGCGUGGAGCGUGUGUGUGAGUGGGCGUGGGGUGAGGCCAGUGAGGGCAGGAAUCCAACGCAAUAACCACGCCUCCUCCAGGCCACCUGAGGGGCCCCAGCGGUCUGUGGGAGCCCCGGGCUGGCGUGGGCGGGGCUCCCCAUUACCUCAGCCAGGGGGACAUCAUGACAGUGUUAGCAAGGUACCGAGCAUCUCAAUAAAGAUUAUUCUGAUACCCCCGGGUCCCGAGUGCUGCGUCCCCGCCAGAGGCCCAAGCUCCGGCUGGGGCUCUGUCUCCCUGCACGGGGUGGAGGUGCUGGGGGGCAGGGCACCGGGAGAUGCCCGCUGCCCUCCGGGGCUGCGCUGCAGCUGAGCCAGGCCGUGUGGUCCUCGCCGGUGGCCUCCAGCUGCCUCACGUGCAUCCUGGGCCCCUGGGUGAGUCCCUGCCUCAGUGGAGAGGGCCUGGCCCCCGGGAAGCCGCCCCCAUCAGAUGCUGGAGGGCCCAGCUGCGAGGUGCACCUGAGGCAACAGCCAGGGCUGGCGGGACUCAGGAGGGCUUCACCGAGGAGGCACCCGUGUUGCGGGGACUCGGGGUAGGGGGCUUUCGGGAUGCAGGUGGGGGUGCAGCCGGUCCGAGGAGUCACGAGCCUCCCAGGCCCUGGCAGGGAGGCCCUGGGGGCCUGAAGACAGGUGGCUGGGGCAGCCAGGCCAGGGACCCCGGGGCUACAAUCACAAGGGGGCUCGGCGGGGAUUAGAGUGGGACCAUCUGCUGCACCGUGUGGAGGGCCGACAGGAAGACCCUGGGCAGGCCCUCUCUGGAGCAGCCCCCGCUGGGCGCCGUGCAGAUGAUCCCUUGCCCAGGGGCGGCAUCCUAAUGGGUUUCCAUCAUCACUCGGGGACGGUGAGGCCCGAGAUCGGGGGAGGCC
This is a messenger RNA of Cervus elaphus (red deer), 3862 nucleotides long. RefSeq names its product pannexin 2 (gene PANX2). Gene Ontology annotation, biological process: monoatomic cation transport; positive regulation of interleukin-1 production. Lineage: Eukaryota; Metazoa; Chordata; Mammalia; Artiodactyla; Cervidae. The record is from RefSeq and is a predicted model, not a curated record. Gene Ontology annotation, molecular function: channel activity. Bases 294 to 2366 code for a protein of 690 amino acids. The transcript is spliced from 2 exons.